Messenger RNA from Ooceraea biroi (clonal raider ant), 2553 nucleotides. It is a transcript of the gene Mrgn1, whose product is annotated as Mahogunin ring finger 1. Gene Ontology annotation, molecular function: ubiquitin protein ligase activity. The record is from RefSeq and is a predicted model, not a curated record. Lineage: Eukaryota; Metazoa; Arthropoda; Insecta; Hymenoptera; Formicidae. Gene Ontology annotation, biological process: protein ubiquitination. Gene Ontology annotation, cellular component: cytoplasm.
AACUUGUCAAACUCGCAUUCGCGCGCGCAGCACGUACAUAAAUGUGAAUACUCGGGAGUUUUCCACCGCUUGCCGGCGAGAGGCAAAGAGAGAGAGAGAGAGAGAGAGAGACGCUUGUGAUAAUCGCGAAAAUAAAUUCAUCACAGCCCGUCGUAUAACCUCACUCACCUUUCAUCACCGCGGAACGGCCGAGCAAAAUGGGAUCGUUGACGAGCAGACAGAACGCUGGCGUCGAGGAAGUCGACAUCACAUCGAACCACGCAUAUAAAUAUCCCCCACGAUCGGGUUCUUAUUUCGGUAGUCACUUCAUAAUGGGCGGCGAGCGAUUCGACACCCCUCAACCCGAGGCCUACCUCUUUGGGGAGAAUGCAGACUUGAAUUUCUUGGGCAGCCGACCAACUCCCUUCCCGUAUCCUCCGCCACAAGCCAAUGAUCCUACGAAGACGCUAAAGAGCCUGGUGAACAUACGCAAGGAGUCUCUCAGGCUGGUGCGCAACAUGGAUCAGACGUCGACGUCCUCGCAGUAUCACAACGUGAAGCAUUACGGGGACAGCGACAUGGAGAAGAAGCCAAACCGCUUCAAUAUCGAGUUUGUGUUCGACUGUGACGUGAGAUGCGCGAUAACGAUAUAUUACUUUUGUACAGAAGAGGUCUCGACGAAAGGAGUCACGUACAUACCACGGGAUCCGUCUAUGAACUCUGAGACAUAUCACUACAAAAAGGGGGCGAAUCAGUUGUUCUCGCAAACCUCACACAUAUUCGAUCCAUUGUUGCAUACCGAAGAGGAUCUGAUGUAUAACACAGAUAAAGAAAUUAUUCCGAUAGCUAUACACUGUGUGGCAGACGAGGGCUCCGACGACACGAAGCAGUCUCACACAACCGUAGCCGUGAUCGAGAAACAUUCCGAUGGCACGUACGUGCUAAAGGCCCUUAAGCAGAAGCUCUACGUAGACGGCCUGUGCUAUCUGCUGCAGGAGAUAUACGGAAUCGAGAACAAAAAUGCGGAGAAUGCAAAGCAACCAGGUAGCGACGAGGACACGGAGGAUAACGGCUCCGAGUGCGUUAUUUGUAUGAGCGAGGUGCGCGACACGCUAAUCUUGCCGUGCAGACACUUGUGCCUGUGCAGCUCGUGCGCCGAUUCGUUGAGAUAUCAAGCGAACAAUUGCCCGAUAUGUCGCGCGCCGUUCCGGGCGCUCUUGCAAAUCAAGGCUCUCCAAAAGGCCACCGGUACGAUCAUAUCCAAUCCACCGCUGCCAGAGGGAAGUUGCGAGAAUAUACCAUCGGGCUACGAGGCAGUGUCCCUGAUCGAAGCUUUGAACGGGCCCUAUACCCCGCGAACCGCUAUCAUCGCGCCGGAAUCGCCGGAUACCCCCGACACGGAUACAGCCAGUGCCAUUCAAGCCGCGGAAACUUUGAAUCGCUCGGGUGAACGUACGCCCGUUCUGAAACACAUAUCCGCCAAGGAAACCGACAUGUCCGCCAGAUCGAGCAGCAUCACUUGCCCAACUCCCGAAUUCCGCAUGUCCGUGUUGUUAGCCAGGGACGAACACUCGGGUUCCCAGAAGGAACUGCACAACAGGUCCCCCGCCGUGCGGACGAAGUCGGUGCACUCGCGCGACAAGUCUGGCUUAAGGACGCGCGAUAUGCUGCGACUGGUGAACGAGAAGCAGCCGCCGGUUUCUCUAUACGAAGGCCCGGGACCGGACGAGGACAGCGAAGCGGAGAAACUGUCACCGCUGUUAGACGCAGCGACGAGUACCGAGGCUUUGGACGUGCACUCCCACAGAAUGUGCGACGUCGACAUCGACGACGAGAUUCAGAAUACGGAAAACGAAAACGAGACGGGCAUCACCUGCCACUAGGAAGCGACAGGAGGUGGUGCACUUGUGCAUGUGCAAUAUUGGUUCUUGUUAAGUUUUAAAUCGUUUAGACACAAACCCUUGUUCUCUGUAUAAACCGAAGCGUACAUAUCAUUUAUUUAUUUGAAGGCUUCUCGCUGGUAAAAUGGUAAGCGAGAGAAGUAAGUAUAAUUUAUUUUUCUCGGUUUUUUUGAUCGAGUUAGACGAGCAUCAGGACCAGCACGAAGGAUCGAAUUUAUCUUAUAAAAAAAGUUAACUGUGAAUUCAAUUUGUAUGAACAAUUUUUACGAGAUGUUAUCGUAAAUCUUUUAUCGACUCUAAUUUAAUAACACCAUUGUGUAUAUAAUUAUUAUUGUGAUUAAUAAUUGGGUAAGUUUUUGAUCUAGAGAUAUUUUUUGAUAUUCUGUACACAUUCGAUAUACAUUCGUGAAGCAAUAAAAUGCAAAAAAAAAGGUUUUUCUCACAAAUCGUUACGCUUUGCGCUUAAAUUAGUUGUUAAAAAUUUCGAGGCACACACAACACGUGCAUGCGUGUACACUCUCUUCUCAAAUCGUAAAGACUGUCCACGUAAGAAGAGGUAUUACACGCGCGUCCCCCCUUAGACAGUAAGAUAUAGUUGUGACGAAUUUAAUUUACGCGCGCGUCAGAAUUGAUAUUAAUAUUUAUUAGAUAAUAAAAAGGUGCUUCCACUGUA